Cercospora beticola is the source of this 1337-nucleotide messenger RNA. RefSeq names its product Yae1p (gene YAE1). The record is from RefSeq and is a predicted model, not a curated record. NCBI's taxonomy places the organism in Eukaryota, Fungi, Ascomycota, Dothideomycetes, Mycosphaerellales, Mycosphaerellaceae.
UGCUCGCGAUCCGAAGCCGAAAAAUGACGAACUUCACAAGCGCUUCUCCAGCGCAACAGUCAUCGUUCACCGUGCAACACCAGUCGUGAAAUUGCAACAUGUCACACACAUCAUGCUCCGCGACACGCUCGGCCGUCGCACCUCAGACAAUACCGAGCCCGCACUCUUCAUGACGGGCAUCCCACCAGCAAGAGGAGGCACAAUAGACGAAGCCGAUAACAAUACUUCGCAAGAAGCACCGCAACACAGCAAUGAUCUGAACGACGAUAUCUUCGGUUCGGCGCCAAGUAGCCCUGUACUUUCUGCCCAGCACGAUCACAAUGACGACAGUCCUCGCGAGAAUGCGAGAAUCGCAAGCAGCAGAGAUCAGCACCACUCCGACAUUCCUCGCCUGCGAAGCAUACACAUCACGAAUGGAUAUCGUGAAGGCAUAGCUGUUUCGAAAGAGUCCCAUAUACAAGCCGGUUUUGACGAAGGAUUUAGUCUUGGGGGCGAGAUCGGACAGAAGGCGGGGUACAUUCUGGGUGUCUUGGAAGGGAUUGUGAGAGGGUUGAAGAACGGGAAGGAGAAUGCGCAGCGAGGAGAUGGAAAAGAGGAGAUCACUGGUCUACGGGAGGAAGUAGAGGGAAUAUUCGGCGAGGCGAAGGAUGAAUUGAGAGUGGAGAAACUUUUGGGCCAGGAAUACUUUGGUGGAGAUGGGAUCUGGUUGUAUGAGGUGGAAGGCGAAGAGGGAGACGACGUCACGUUUGAGGUUGUGGCGGCGGGGCAUCCGGUCUUGAGAAGAUGGAUGGCGAAGACGAGAGAGGUGUGCGAUAGGGUUGGGUUGCGACUGGAAGGUCACGAAGGAGAAGAGGCACAGCCAUGAUGAGAAGUCAUUUUAACGUCCAAUUACGUGGAGCCUGUUUCCGGCCCUUUCUCACAACAGCGUGAGGUCUAUCGCUUGCAUUUGUCUACGUGUUUUGUACAUGCGCGCUGUACAAGUCGAUCGCAGAUCCGAUGCUAUCUUUUGACAGCGAGCAAAGGCGCCCAGACAACUUUCAGAAUCUCGUCCAAAGUUUGGCCGUACACUCUAGUACUCCCAAAUUCACUCAUGCUACUCCUCCUUUGGCACUAGACCCAAUACCUUGUCGCUCUUCAAUGUCCUGAGGUCGACGAAGUCAUCCGGGACACCUUUCUUCUUGGCCUCGCGUGACGUGCGACGUCGUCCUCCGGCAGGAGCAGAAAGUAUCUGUGCGGGCUGCUUCGAUGGGGUUGUGCCCUGAGACUGCUGUGUCGGACUGUGUGGAGCCUGACCGGCCAUCGUCAAGGGCUGAGAGUUACUGAAUAGGCCAGGUAGA